AUGCUCAAGGAAGAGGCAGAGAUGAAUUGGAUCUAUAAUCUUCUCGCCAGCGGAGGAAAUUGGGUGCUGCUCGCCGGGCCAGCAUCCUUGAAUGCAGCAGCUGGUUUGCUCACUACGAUUGUCAACGUUUGCGCUUCACAAGGUGGAGACUGGUCCGUCAUGGCUCUAGUGACAACCAUUGUCACAGGAGUCACCCUGGCUAUAUGCCUGGGACUUUCCAUCUUUUACAAGUUUUACAAAUUGCGAAAAGUGAUCCAAAGAGACGCAUACCACUCCAGCUAUUUUGAAAUAUCCAGGGUAUGCGAGGACUCCCUCAAUCGUGUGCUUGAUGAGGUUAAAGAGUGGGAUCGGGUUAUUCGGUUCUAUGUUGGAAACGACGAAUUUAGCAGCGCACAGAAUCUGGCAUCGCUUUUAGACUUGGUGAUGCAAUACUGCUGGCUAUCUGAUACAAGGACAAAUUCUGUGUGGGUGGAGGUGCUAACUGAAAAUCAAGGCGUCUUAUCUCGCUUGCAGAAAGGUAACUUUAUUCAAAAUGGCAAAGUAAAACUUACGCGUGAGCGUAAUAUUGUUAUGGAGUUCGCGCGAGACUCUAAGGCAGUACCUACUAUUGGGAGGUCUCCUUGA
This is a messenger RNA of Penicillium nucicola, 624 nucleotides long. RefSeq lists its product as uncharacterized. The transcript has 3 exons. The record is from RefSeq and is a predicted model, not a curated record. NCBI's taxonomy places the organism in Eukaryota, Fungi, Ascomycota, Eurotiomycetes, Eurotiales, Aspergillaceae. Bases 1 to 624 code for a protein of 207 amino acids.